AUGGCAGCUGUCACCCCACGGAAAAGGAACCGUAGCUCUGCUGAUGACUUGUCCCUCGCCUUUGAGACUCCGGUGAAAAAACUGGUGAUGGGCUUUGCCCAAGGUCCGUCUCCCCCCAAGAAAUCGAGAAAUAAUUGGAUUCCUUCGCAAAUAAAACGGUCUUCGAACCUGAAAGCAAACGAGGCUGCCCCGAUGAAGCCGGCGCCGUCGAGGAGGUUGGAUAUCUCACCCCUCCAGGCAGCCAGAGCUCCCACAGCCGCGCAGACCGACCCCUUGGGGAAAUUAUCCCCCAAACCUGCUUCUUCCUACAAACCCUGUGUGCCCGUGGGGUCUUUUUACGGGAAGGAAAAGCGAUACCUCACUCUUAUGGAGAGGAAAGAGCUGAGGGAGAAUCACGCUUCGGGUGAGAGGAAUGGAGGUGAAAACCUCCCGGCUGCCAGCAGGACCGAGAAGAGAAACGGGAGCUCGAGCAGGAAAACGAGCUCGAAGGCCACCAAGCCCGCAGAGAACCCCAAGCCUGGCAAAACUGCCCCCAAAACACUGAAGAAGGCGAAGGGAGAGAUCCCAGCGGCGAAACCCAGCGUGGGGAAAGAGAACGUGAAUUGUCUCAUUCAAAAGAAGAUGGAUUCGCCCUUCAGAGUCUUAAGCAUGACGGUGAAACCAGCCCUGAAACUCCAGCUGGGAGCGGCGUUCUUCUGCGCCAGGAAGAAGUCGCACUCGAAAAAACCGGCUGGAGACACGAGCUCUCUCCCCAAAUCCCUGCAAGAAAACGAUGAGCCUGGCCCGUCGGCCGCUGCCAAGCCCGAUUCGACGGACGGAAACAAAAUUCUUGACGCUAGCCUUGUGCUGAGCGGGAUUGCUGGGCCUCAGAAGAAGGAAAAUGAAACCGAGGAGGGUGACACCAGCUCGCCUCCUUCAAGUGCUGGUGUCUACCCCAUAUUCAGUGCACCCCCUGCCAGCAAGAAAAGGACACAAGCUACCCUGGAUGAGCUGACUUCUCCUUUUGGCUCCAGCCCGCCCGCAAAACCACCUCACGCCUUGCAGAAAAGCAAGAAGGCCAAAGAGCUCUGCAAGCGCUCCCGAGAUCAGAUGAUCAUUGACGCCGGGCAGAAGCAUUUCGGCGCCGUGGUUUGCAAGUCGUGCGGCAUGAUCUACAUGGCCGCCAGCCCGGAGGACGAAGCCCAGCACCUCCAGCACCACGAGAGGUUCCUCGAGACGCUCCAAUACGUGGGCUGGAAGAAAGAACGUGUCGUGGCCGAGUUCUGGGAUGGGAAAAUUGUAUUGAUCCUUCCAGACGACCCCAAAUACGCCGUCAAGAAGGCAGAAGACGUGCGAGAAAUCGUAGAUAAUGAGUUGGGAUUUAACCAAGUUUCUUUGAGGUGCCCGGCCAAGACUAAAAUCUACUUGUUCGUGUCCAACGAGAAGAUCAUCGUUGGGUGCUUGGUGGCUGAAUCAAUCAAGCAGGCUUUCCGGGUGCUGUCGGAGCCGGGAGCCGCGCCGUCGCCUGGCCAGGACGUCCUGCAGCCCCAGCGGGCUUGGUGCUGCUCCACGGAGCCCGAACCUGCUGUCUGUGGCGUCAGCAGGAUCUGGGUGUUUGGCCCGAGCCGCAGGAAGGGAAUCGCCCGGCGCAUGGUGGACGUGGUCAGGAGCACCUUCAUGUACGGCUGCUACCUCGGCACCCACGAAAUCGCCUUCUCCGACCCGACGCCGGACGGCAAGUCCUUCGCCGCGAAAUACUGCCAGACCCCCAACUUCCUCGUGUAUAAUUUUGUUUAUAGUAACUAA
Messenger RNA from Apaloderma vittatum (bar-tailed trogon), 1785 nucleotides. RefSeq names its product establishment of sister chromatid cohesion N-acetyltransferase 2 (gene ESCO2). Gene Ontology annotation, molecular function: protein-lysine-acetyltransferase activity. Lineage: Eukaryota; Metazoa; Chordata; Aves; Trogoniformes; Trogonidae. Gene Ontology annotation, cellular component: nucleus; chromatin. The record is from RefSeq and is a predicted model, not a curated record. Gene Ontology annotation, biological process: mitotic sister chromatid cohesion. The transcript is spliced from 9 exons. Bases 1 to 1785 code for a protein of 594 amino acids.